AGCAGGAGGCGGGACAUGACGUGUAAACUCUGCUGUGGAAAGACCAGUGUUGUUGUUUACAUCUCGUCCACACGGGGUCGGCCCUCAUCACCAGAAGAUCUGGAAUCUCCUCGUGUUUCCAAGUGGACGUCUUCAUCUUCUACGUGUCCGGCUCCUCUUCUUCAUCCUGAGAUGAUGUCGAUGGCGGAGGCGCCUUUAGAUCUGUUCUCAGAGCAGGAGUUAACCUGCUCCAUCUGUCUGGACCUGUUCGUGGAACCAGUCACAACUCCCUGUGGACACAACUUCUGCCAGGCGUGUAUUGGAGGUUACUGGGCGUCCAGUCCCGUGUGCACGUGUCCGCUGUGCAAACAUCCGUUCGAUGAACGACCUCAGCUCAGCGUCAACAAAGUCUUCGCUCUCAUCGCAGACAAAUACAAAGAGACUCGUUAUGGAGCCGCGGGGUUUCCGCCGCUGGGCGGGAACGAGGCUCCGUGGACGACUGGCGACACAAACCCGUUUUUGACGGUGGCGACGGUGGCGACAGGUGAGGAGGUGGUGUGGUGUGAUGUGUGUACAGGUGGGAAACAACCUGCCGUCAGCUCCUGUCUCACCUGCACGGCCUCAUACUGCACUGAGCAUGUGCGGCCACAUCACACCGCGCCCUUCUACUCCAAACACCCGCUGAUGGAUCCUCUGGAGGCUCUGCGGGGCCGCACCUGCUCGCUCCACCGCCGCCUGCUGGAGGUGUACUGUCGGACAUGUCAGAGGUGUAUCUGUGCCAUUUGUGUCCUGGAGGAACAUCGAACACACAAAACUGUCUCUGUCCAGACAGAGAGACUCAGCAAACAGAAACAGGUGGCGAGGACGGAGCAGGAAAUCCUGAACCGCAUCAGAGAGCGAGAGAUCCACGUGACGGUGCUCAGGAGGAAGCUGGAGGGAGUGAAGAACUACGCAGAUGGACAGCGAGGGGAAGUUGAACACCUGCUUGACGAAGUGUCCGCUUCCCUCGACCGGAUCCGGACGCGGGUGGUGGGCGGGAUCGAGAACCAGCUGGAUGCCGUCAUGUCAAAGGGGGAGGGGCUGGUGAGCCGUCUGGAGGCGGAGCUCAGCCAGUUGAUGGACAGGAGGGCCACACUGGAAGUCCAGGCCAUCAGUCAGGAUCACAUCGGUUUCCUGCAGAGCUUCGAGGAGGCCACAGUGCCUCUGGCUGACGAUCUGCAGAUCAACGUGGACGAGGACCCUGAGUUCUCCCUCCAUUUCAAUCUGGCGGAGGUGAAGAGUUCUCUGACAGACGUGAAAGACAAGAUGGACGACAUCAGGAUGGAGGAGGUCCGCUCCCGGGGCUCCGGAGGCUCCUUUUCAUCCACAGACAUGAUGGCGGCGGAGAGCAUGCUCAGUCUGAGAGGAAGCAGCGCCAACCUGAGGAAGAGUCAGUGGUCUCUGAGAGAUAUGAAGAAGGUCAAAGCCGUCUCAGGACAUAAAAAGGCUCGGGUCUACAUGGAGGACGUGACGUUGAACCCGGUGACGGCGUAUCCCUUCCUCAUCCUGUCUGAGGACAGGAAGCAGGUGAAGCGAGGAGAGAAGCUGCAGUUCUACAGAAACAGUCCUCACAGGUUCGAUGUGUGGUCCUGUGUCAACGCCAAGGAGGGCUUUGGCUCUGGACGCCAUUACUGGGAGGUGUUUGUCGGGGAGAAUAAGGACUGGAAAGUGGGCGUGGUCAGCGAGUCGGCUCAGAGGAAAGGUCUGUUCGACAUGAGUCCCUCUAACGGAUACUACGCCAUCUGGUGGAGUGGCAGCCAGCUGAGGGCGCUCACUGCACCACCACUCACCAAGGUGAAGAACCCUCAGAAGCUGCGUCAGGUGGGCGUCUUCCUGGACGUGGACGUGGGUCAGGUGUCCUUCUAUAAUGCCAAGUCGGGCUCUGAGAUCUACAGCUUCACUGGAUCGUCUGAGUUUACAGAGAGGAUAUUUCCUCUGCUGGGAACUGGAGACAAAGAGGUCCCCCUGGUGCUCAUCACCGCACAGCACCACGUGGCCUGAGGGCCGGGCCUUGUCCCCGAGCGAGACAGAGGAGACGAGAGGACAGACGACGGGACAGAAACUUUGAUUCAGUUGUGACUCUGUUGCCUUUGAUGACUAAAUAAAACGUCAGUCCUCCUUUGAUCUUUCUUCUGAACCAGAUCCAUCGAUUGAUCAGCUGACGUCUCGUCUCACUCUCCAGAUCCUUUAACUGUAAAAAAAAAACGCCGUGACAAUUUAGUUUGUUGAUUAAUGAGUGAAUAAAGUGUCAGAAAUAAAUGAAACAAGAAAACAUGUUUAACAUAUGAACAUUAAAACAUAUGAACAUUUCAGUCAGAAUCACUUCUGUCAAAAAAAUCUUCAUUUGAAUCUGCAUCAGUAACAGCUGGUGGUCCUGGGACCUCCUGGACCUGAAGAGGGAACACACCAGAGCGUCCAUCAGCAACAACACAAAUGAGUUGCAUCACACCCAGUCUGAAGAAAGGGUGGAGCUGGGUGGAGCUGGUUUUCAGAGGGAGCAGCUCGAAGAAAUCAAGGCGCCGUGUUGGAGCUUUGCCAGUGAACGUGUCAGGGAACCAGCUGCUGGGGGCGGAACUACGCUCAAUAUGAACAUAUGAUCAUUAGAUCGUGAGAACAUGGUGUGAUGACCCUCAUUCUACCUGCCUGUGUGCCUUGCUCAGUGUGGUAGGUGGGGCUUCAGCCACUUACCUGCCCACCUGGGUGGGCCGUCCCAGAGAGUAUAAAGGACUGGUCUUCUGGGAGUGUCUCUCUCUCUCUCAGCAGGGCCUGCUGCAGCAGCCUGAUCAUUCAUCCUUUUGUCUCAGUAAAAUAAAUUCUAUUUGAUUUAAA
Molecule: messenger RNA, 2847 nt
Organism: Platichthys flesus (European flounder)
Lineage: Eukaryota; Metazoa; Chordata; Actinopteri; Pleuronectiformes; Pleuronectidae
Gene: btr30
Product: E3 ubiquitin-protein ligase TRIM39
Exons: 13
Coding region: 16-2019 (667 amino acids)
Molecular function (GO): protein binding; zinc ion binding
Source: RefSeq, a predicted model, not a curated record